GGCGGCCGGGAGUGCGCGGGAGGCGGGCCGGGCGCGGGCCCCGAGGGCGGCCGGGGACGUGGCAGCGCCGCCCCGCCGGAAAGUUCCCCGAGUUGGCUGCGCGGCGCGGGCCGGCUGCGCCAUGAACGUGUUCCGCAUCCUCGGCGACCUGAGCCACCUCCUGGCCAUGAUGCUGCUGCUGGGGAAGAUCUGGAGGUCCAAGAGCUGCGCGGGCAUCUCUGGGAAGAGCCAGAUCCUCUUCGCUCUCGUCUUCACUACCAGGUACCUGGACCUGUUCACCAACUUCAUCUCCGUCUACAACACAGUCAUGAAGCUGGUUUUCCUCCUCUGCGCCUAUGUCACAGUGUACAUGAUCUAUGGAAAAUUUCGGAAAACGUUUGACAGUGAGAAUGACACGUUCCGCCUGGAGUUCCUUCUGGUCCCAGUCAUUGGCCUCUCCUUCCUCGAGAACUAUAGUUUCACUCCCCUGGAGAUCCUCUGGACUUUCUCCAUCUACCUGGAAUCGGUGGCCAUCCUGCCCCAGCUCUUCAUGAUCAGCAAGACUGGUGAGGCCGAGACCAUCACUACCCACUACCUGUUCUUUCUGGGCCUGUACCGGGCACUCUACCUGGCUAACUGGAUCAGGCGGUACCAGACUGAGAAUUUCUAUGACCAAAUUGCAGUGGUGUCUGGAGUGGUACAAACCAUCUUCUACUGCGACUUCUUCUACUUGUAUGUGACCAAAGACCGAUGCACACUCCCUCCUCCUUUGGGAAACCGCUGCAGCCGAUCCCGUCUCUUUGCCUUUUAUUUUUGGCGGCCUCCUUUCGAAAACUCCGCCUUCUGACACGGGACCACUGGAGCGCGGGGAGCAUGCAUCAAGGGUCCGUGGCAGUGAGAAGUCCCCACACACGCUCGCUCUGUGAACUGGCUUAGAUGCUUCUCUGUAGCCCCAUUUGGUUGCCAAGCGCCGGAGAACCUGGGUUCGGGUAAAAAUUUCAGGUCCUCCAACGCCUCCCCCAAGGAUAAUUGGGGUGAUUGUAGAAAAAAUAAUUAAUAAAAAAAAAUGUAAGUUACAUCCAAAGGGUCAGACUGCAUCUAUUGCCCAGACUGAAUUUCAGGGGGGAAGGGGUAAAGAUUAAAAAAAAAUAAAAUCAGCUAUUGUUAAAGGGCCUGCGAAGAAAGGGGCAUUAUGUCUGUUUCUUAUUACAAUAAAGGCUCCUCAGUCUUUACUGACCCCUAAAGUCCUGAAAUCACACCAGAAAGACGAGAAGGCAGUCAUCACAGGGGGCAGCGUGAGUCUCCGGCUAGGGUCGUUGAUGCAAUAAAGGAAAAACAAAAAUUUACAGGGCCAGGAUGGAUGUGAGGUGGGGAUGGGAAAUUAGCUCCAUGAUCACAUCUUCAGAGAUAGGAUAAUGCUCCUUAGUCAGUCCCAUGUGUAUGACCAUGGGCAGCAGAGCAAGCGGAACUACUGCACUGAUGUCCAGACGUGUGCUUUCCUAGCAGAAAGCACUGGGGACUGAAGUCAGCGGUUCAGAUACUAAUACUUGGGAGUUUCUGGAGGGGUUCAUAGGGGGCAGACAUGGUGCAAGUUCUUCAUACUAGAAAGGUGUCCUCUACGUGCACAGAGCUGGCUGAGGACACGUAAGAGCAAGCGCAGACUUUGAUUUUCUCCAGUCAAGCCUGCCCUGAUGUUAUUUGUGCACGGCCACAAUAUUAUCUUGCUGCCUUUAGAGAAGAUGCUGUAGCAGGGUGAGAAAUUGAAAAGUUAAUGUUUGGCCAACUGCCUAGGGUAACAGCUUUUUGUUUGCCACGCCCUGUAACAUGGCCUGAAUCUCCAAUCACUAAUGGGGUGGGACAGACUAGCCAACAGGCUCAUCUAGAGCUGCUUCGGGCCAAUGUAGAUUUGCCUCAGCCAUGUACUGAGUGAUCUGCAGCUGAUAUCAAAGCUUCUGUUAAAAAACAAAACAAAAUAAAUUCAAUACUUUUAGCUUAACAGCAUGUAGUUUAAACAAAAAAAAAUGGAAAAAUCAAAAAUAUCUCAGUGGAAAGGGAGUAAUAAAUAGUGAUUUCCUAAGGAUAUUAUAACAUUAUGGGAAUCAAAGAACUUACCUGAAGG
Messenger RNA from Eptesicus fuscus (big brown bat), 2098 nucleotides. RefSeq names its product KDEL endoplasmic reticulum protein retention receptor 3 (gene KDELR3). Gene Ontology annotation, biological process: protein retention in ER lumen; endoplasmic reticulum to Golgi vesicle-mediated transport. The transcript is spliced from 5 exons. Lineage: Eukaryota; Metazoa; Chordata; Mammalia; Chiroptera; Vespertilionidae. The coding region runs from base 122 to 826 and encodes 234 amino acids. Gene Ontology annotation, molecular function: ER lumen protein retrieval receptor activity. The record is from RefSeq and is a predicted model, not a curated record. Gene Ontology annotation, cellular component: membrane; endoplasmic reticulum; cis-Golgi network.